This is a messenger RNA of Klebsormidium nitens, 1322 nucleotides long. The record is from the annotation of a GenBank genome assembly. NCBI's taxonomy places the organism in Eukaryota, Viridiplantae, Streptophyta, Klebsormidiophyceae, Klebsormidiales, Klebsormidiaceae.
CCCGUUGAGAUUGAGAAGCAAAAAACCCAGCAAGUGAGAACACGCCCAAAUAUCCUAGAAAGGGAAGUUGGUACAUACGGUAUGAAUUCACUGCAACUUCAAGCUGCAGCAACCCUGAUUCAAGAGAUCCGCCAUAUUGGCCAAUGCCUCGUCCUGGGGCACGUCCGGGGUGAACUGCACUGGGCUCCAAUGCCGCGCACGUGAUGGCCUCCUCUCUGCAGGCUUGCAUUCACGCCGCUCUCUUGAGCCGGGCUUUGUCCCCGUCCUUUGCGCCCCGCCAGGGCCGUAGUCCACAUCUGUGUCCCCUCGAGUUGCAGGUGCCUGCUUCAACGCACGUCGUUAUUUGCGCCCAGUCCAAUCACUCUGCCGGGGCAAAAAGCACAGGGAAUAGAGCAGCGCCUGGUGGGAAGUUCCAGCGAUCAGCCGCGGCGAGGAAAGCAAAAGAAGGUGAAACUCCUUCCACCAGGGGCCAACCGCAACCGCCAAAGCCCGCUGCUGACAGUGCUCCCCACGAGUACCACCAUGAUGUGUCGCUCACUGUCCCAGCGCCUCUAAAGCAAGUGUGGGAGCUGUGGACAGACCUUGAGAGUGCUCCAAAAUGGAUGCCCUGGAUCACUGCAGUAGAGCUCUCCUCCGAUGAAGGGGCGCCAGCCCGGCCGGAGGCGGCGCAGCUGCGGGGCGGGGCGGCUCUGCACGCACGGCCACUGUCCAAGUGGAUCUGCAGCACGUCAGGCUUCCAGAUAGCCUGGACUGCGCGGGUGACUAAUGUGACGGAAGAACUGCAAGCGGUGGCACCCCACUGUGCACUCGAGUGGGCCACCACCGAGGGUCUACAGAGCAGCGGGCGUGUCACCUUCAUGCCAGCACAGCCAGGGGACGAUGGCAGGGACAGCACCAGCAUCGAACUCAAGAUUGUGCACACUCUCCCGCCGGCCCUGGCGCGCGUGAUGGACGGGAGCGCUCUGGGGGGGCUCAUCCGAGCAACGCUGCGGAGCGACCUCGAACGAUUUCAGCAGUACGUUAUCAAAAGCGCCUCGGGAGCAGCCACGGCCUCCAGACAUUCACAGCCCGCACAACAAGACCACGGUUAGCAAAGGUCCCAGUCUCUUAGCGUGUGAUGUCAUGAGCAAGAGUUUUUGUCAUGGACAUGUUGCCAGUCUGAACGGUCUAAACGGAUGUCGUGAAAAAGUGAUCUGCUGCUACACGCCAAAUGAGUCAUCCGCGCACACUUACACCACGCCAAGUCGAACGGGUGUGUUUAAACAUGUGCAAGUGGACUUUCGAGGUCUUCCACUGGACCUUGAUACCGAUGCAAUCCGACG